AUGUCGACGACCACCGUUGAGCUUGCUUUGCAAGAACAACAAGAGUCACAGAGCCCAGUCCACCCAUUUGGUCCGAGUGCUGACGAUGCAAUCGUCCAAGAAAAGCAAAAAUGGAAUGACCCUCCCAUCAACAAAUGGCGCCUUUUAGCCACCUUCGCCAGUUUCGCGGUUGUAGGAGCGAGCGAUGGUGUCUACGGAUUUCGCGAAGACUAUAAGCUGUCUACCACCGUGGUCUCGUUGAUUUUCGUGACCCCGUUUGCCGGAUACACGAUGGCCACCCUCAUUGUCAACAAGAUUCAUAUGACAUUUGGGCAGCGAGGGAUUGCGACCAUCGGUCCCCUAUGCCAUAUCAUUCCGUUCGUGGUAAUGGCUAUCCACCCGCCAUGGCCGGUAAUGUUGGCAGUCUAUGUGAUUGUCGGCUUGGGAAAUGGCCUCAUCGACGCUGCAUGGAAUUCUUGGAUUGCCGACAUGGCCAAUGCAAACACGAUGAUGGGUUUCCUCCAGGCAUUCUAUGGCCUCGGGGCGACGCUGAGCCCAACAAUCGCGACGCAGAUGAUCAAGUCCGGCCUACGCUGGAACUAUUUCUACUACACUCUGCUUGGUGGCUCUGUCCUCGAACUGCUAACCAGCGUGGCUAUGUUCUGGAAAGAAAAUGCGGAUAGCUUCGGAGCCAAAAACCGCAAGAGUCCCGAGAGCAGUGGUGGAAGCAGAACUACAGAAGCGAUGAAAAGCCCCAUUACCUGGCUGAUAGCCAUCUGGCUGUUUGUGUACAUGGGUGUUGAAGUGUCCGUGGGUGGCUGGGUCGUGGAUUUCAUGGUCCAGGUCCGCAAUGGAGAGCCAUUCGAAUCUGGUCUGGUUCCCACCGGCUUCUGGGCUGGUGUCACCAUCGGGCGUCUGGUACUCGGCUUCGUGAACGACUGGUUGGGAGAGCGGAUUGCUAUCACUAUCUACCUUGCUAUUUCGAUUGCCCUGGAGCUUGUGUUUUGGCUGGUCCCAAGGUUUGUGGUCUCUGCAGUUGCUGUCUCGCUGCUUGGCUUCUUUACUGGCCCCCUCUUUCCCGCAGCAAUUGUAGUGGCGGCCAAGCUGCUCCCGAAGCAUCUACAUACUCCGGGCAUUGGGCUCGCGUCGGCGUUGGCUGGCGGUGGUGGUGCGAUACUGCCCUUUGUUGCUGGUGCUAUAUCUGGGGCGCGCAGAGUGCAAAGUCUGCAGCCUUUUAUUCUCGCAUUGUUGGUCCUCUUGAUCAUUAUCUGGGUGUUACUUCCCCGGAAUAAAGAUCACUCUCACAGCAUUUGA
Molecule: messenger RNA, 1293 nt
Organism: Aspergillus viridinutans
Lineage: Eukaryota; Fungi; Ascomycota; Eurotiomycetes; Eurotiales; Aspergillaceae
Product: MFS transporter
Exons: 6
Coding region: 1-1293 (430 amino acids)
Biological process (GO): transmembrane transport
Cellular component (GO): membrane
Molecular function (GO): transmembrane transporter activity
Source: RefSeq, a predicted model, not a curated record